Messenger RNA from Lagopus muta (rock ptarmigan), 1077 nucleotides. It is a transcript of the gene CDKN1C, whose product is annotated as cyclin dependent kinase inhibitor 1C. The record is from RefSeq and is a predicted model, not a curated record. Lineage: Eukaryota; Metazoa; Chordata; Aves; Galliformes; Phasianidae. Gene Ontology annotation, biological process: regulation of cell cycle. Gene Ontology annotation, cellular component: nucleus. The transcript has 3 exons. The coding region runs from base 167 to 730 and encodes 187 amino acids. Gene Ontology annotation, molecular function: cyclin-dependent protein serine/threonine kinase inhibitor activity.
UUGCUCGCCCUCGCGGGGAGCGGGGUUUAAAAGCCGGGAGCCGGGGGAAGGGGCUCAGAGGCGGAGGCAGGGCCGGAGCGCGCUUGGCACAGGACUGGACGAGACGGGACGGGCGGCGAGGGGAGCGGCGGGGGCGGGCGGCCACGCACCCACCCACCCCGCGGCGAUGUCCGACGUGCACCUUUCGGGUGCGGCGGCGGCUCCGGAGCGCCUGGCGGCCCUGCGAGCGCUGCCCGUGCCCGGCCGCAGCGCGGUCUGCAGGAGCUUAUUCGGGCCGGUGGACCACGAGGAGCUGGGCCGGGAGCUGCGGAGCCGCCUGCGGGAGAUGGGCGAGGACGACCAGCGCCGCUGGGACUACAACUUCCACACCGACACGCCGCUGCCCGGGCCCGGCCGACUGCGCUGGGAGGAGGUGGAGGGCGGCACCGUGCCCGCAUUCUACCGGGAGACGCUGCAGGUGGGCCGGCACCGCGUUCCCCUACGCCGUGCACCCCCGGCCCCGCCGUCCAUCGCCAAUAUCGCUGCCGCCAAAGCUCCGGGGGGGGGCGGGGGCGCGCCUGAGCCGGGAGAACCGCGCCGCGCCCCGCCGACGUGCGCUACGGCCCCGACGGAGCGGCCCCACGACCCGUAUCACAGAUUUCUUCGCCAGGAGGAAAAGGCCGGCCGAGCCCAAAGCGGCGGCCGAGCGCCCCGCGGGCUGCCCGCAGCCCCCCGCCGCCGUGCCGGCUGAGCACACCCCCCGCAAGCGGCUCCGCUGAGCCAGCAUUUUGCACUACGGCACCCACGGGAGAGGCGCGCAGCCCGCAGGCGCCGUGCCCCGGAGUUGCGGGCAGCCGGGACCCCCCCGCACCGCGCCCGGCCCGGGACCCGCAGCGCCGCCGGAGCGGGGACGGAGCCGCAGCCGCAGCGCCCGCCCGCCGGGAGCGGCUGCGCACGGAGCAGUGUUAACGUACGAGUGUGCAAUGUGUGACGUUGUGUACAGAAAUGUAUUAUGCCUAAUGUGAGUACACUGGCCAGAAGUGUAAAGCUUUAAAGGAGGGGAGAAAAAAAAAAAGUCAUUUAUAUGGAAAUGUUUAA